UGAAUAAAUAAAGUAAUUUUUUUUCUUUCAUUCUUUGUUUCAGACUUAUCUGAUGAUGACAACAGAAUUGGUGAGAAAUGAGAAUAUACUUCUACAAACGCUUGGUUUUGAUUUAACUGUUGAUCAUCCUCACACUCAUGUUGUCAAAACCUGUCAAAUGGUGCGAGCCAGUAAGGAUCUUGCUCAGACAUCAUACUUCCUUGCAACAAACAGUUUGCAUUUAACCACAAUGUGCUUGAUGUACAAACCAACAGUAGUUGCUUGUGUCUGUAUACAUCUUGCUAGUAGGUGGGGUAGCUGGGAGUUGCAGUCGUCUGCUGAAGGGAAACCUUGGUAUUCGUACGUUGAAAAGUCUGUCACUCCAGAUCUUCUUGAGGAGCUUACCAUCGAUUUCCUAGAAGUUCUUGAUGGAUGUCCAACUCGAUUAAAGAAAAAAAUCAUGACUUGGAGAUCUGGUCGAGAUAAAGAUGAAGAUAAAGACAAAGAUGGACCACCUGAAAAGAAAAGUCGUCUUGAUAUACGAGGAACGUCUAAUUCUACAGCCACUGGCAGCAGCCCCGGUCCAUCUGCCGAAAGCGAUUUCACAAAGGAACGCUUGAACAUUGCCUCUUCGCCUUCAGACCGGAAGGUCCGCUUUAAGGUGGAAACUCCUGUGAAAGUACUAUCACAACCUGAAAAAUCUAGUUUUCCAUUGGACUCUACUGCUGUUGGUGUUCCUGGAGUUUCAGCAACACAUGCAGCAGCUUCUGCUGCUGCUGCUGCUUCAGUUAGUAGUAGCAGUAGUAGUAGUAAUCCAAAACUUGAUCAAAGAAAAAAGAUGCACAAAAGUUCUGUGCCACGUGCAGAUUCUAAGUCCUUAUCUGAUAGACAUUCACACAUUGUGCGUCCCCAUCAGAAUGCACCUCUGAAACUAACUAUAAAAACUCCCAUUCCUCCGUGUGAUGGUGAGGCUAAAUUACCCGGGUCUAGCCAAGUGUCUGGCAAAUGGAGCAAUCAAAACCGAUUAAAACUUGAUAACCAUACGGGUUCAGCAAAUGUUAGCAUGAAACAACUACACAAUAGUAAGGUGGACUAUCCCCCCUUAGACCGUAUGAAAGAUGUGAACCAUAUGGUUAACAUGAAGGGUCAUAUAGACUCCUAUUCACAGAAAUCAGUGACAGGCAGAAUCGAUCCCAUGCUACAGAGCUCAGCUACUUCUAGUAAGUCACAUUUUAAUCCAAAUAAUGCUUACCCCGUUGUAAACCCUUCUUGCACUUCGAAUGAUGUACAGUUUGAUUCGACAUAUAGGAACUCUGCUCGAAGACAGAAAGUGUGUGAUACAUCUCUGACACCUUACAAAAGUGGAUCCAAACAGCAACAAUUGUCUGCAUCGCAAUCAUUACGCUAUAACUCUUAUUGUCAAGGUUCAGAUUUAAGACUGGACAAUGAAAAACUAAUUGGACACAGCCUAGAGUCUAAUGGAAGCGGGCCAUCUAAUUUGCACUCUUCUCAGGCAUUAACAAACCCUCUCCCCUCUUCUGUUACAACUGCCUCCGCUUCAAAUGCCACAGGUGGACGAGAACAAUUUGGUGAACUACAAAUGCAGAUACAGCAGUUAAUAGAUAUACAGAAAAAAAAUAUUCGAGAACAUAGGCAGAAAUAUACCAUGGAUCUGCACAAAUGAUGAUGAUAAGUUCAUAAUUGUUCCAGCUAAACUUUGCCCUAAUAAAUUUUAAAUCUAGGUCUUUCUCUUUACACAGCCUGUUUCUUCAAUCACCAUCAAUAAAUAUUCUUAAGGGAA
Molecule: messenger RNA, 1780 nt
Organism: Octopus bimaculoides (California two-spot octopus)
Lineage: Eukaryota; Metazoa; Mollusca; Cephalopoda; Octopoda; Octopodidae
Biological process (GO): regulation of transcription by RNA polymerase II
Molecular function (GO): cyclin-dependent protein serine/threonine kinase regulator activity
Source: RefSeq, a predicted model, not a curated record